Molecule: messenger RNA, 2853 nt
Organism: Seriola aureovittata
Lineage: Eukaryota; Metazoa; Chordata; Actinopteri; Carangiformes; Carangidae
Gene: bhlhe40
Product: basic helix-loop-helix family, member e40
Exons: 5
Coding region: 346-1578 (410 amino acids)
Biological process (GO): regulation of transcription by RNA polymerase II; regulation of neurogenesis; anterior/posterior pattern specification
Cellular component (GO): nucleus
Molecular function (GO): RNA polymerase II cis-regulatory region sequence-specific DNA binding; protein dimerization activity; DNA-binding transcription factor activity, RNA polymerase II-specific
Source: RefSeq, a predicted model, not a curated record
UCGAGUCUGUGUCUCUUGCCGAGAGACGUGCCUGUAGUCACAGGGUUUAUUUAACACGUAGUCAAAACCCACCUCAGCGCUCACACAUUCAGCCGGGCGUGGAGCCUCCCUAGACAUACAUAGACUACUACCGAGUCCGGACCUCAGGGUGACAACGCUGCACCGUGCUCAACUCCAGCUCACAGCGGGAACACAAAUACACUGGAUAAUAGGAGAUACUUUUUGAUUCGUUUAUUUUUAUUUUUAUGAGACUUUUUCUCGUUUUGAGGCGCGAUUGCAGAAACACGUUUGGAACGAUUUGAAGGCUUUUUGAAGUUAUUUAUUCGGGUUUUGCAGUUAAACGACAUGGAGAGGAUUACUAGUGCGCAACCACCUCCCUGUGUACCAAAACACCCAUCACUGGAUAUAGCAGACAUGCCGGGAAAUUUUCCCAUCUAUGUGUACAAACCCAGGAGGGGCAUGAAGCGCGGGGAUGAAAGCAAGGAGACAUACAAGUUGCCACACCGACUGAUCGAAAAGAAAAGACGUGACAGAAUCAACGAAUGCAUUGCCCAGCUGAAGGAUUUGUUGCCAGAACAUCUUAAGCUUACAACGCUGGGUCAUUUGGAGAAAGCCGUGGUGCUGGAACUCACUCUCAAGCAUGUGAAAGCCCUGAGUGCUCUCCUGGAGCAACAGCAACAGAAAAUUAUCGCUCUGCAGAAGGACCUGCAAAUAAGUGAUCAUGGAGGUGAUGGUGCGGAGAACAGCGAGGAGAUGUUCCGCUCCGGCUUUCACUUGUGUGCAAAAGAGGUCCUCCACUAUCUGGCCAGCCAAGAAAGCAGGAGGGACCUGAGCCCUUCCAAUGUUAUCAGCCACAUCCAUAAAGUAGCAGCUGAGGUCCUGCAGCAUCAAAGCAGCCUACACCCAGAAGAGUCCAUCCCUCAAGCUUCAGAGAAACUGGAAAAACCCGCUGGACAGCCACUGAGGGCCUCUGAGGGCCCCGCUAAGAACUGUGUUCCUGUUAUUCAAAGGACUUACCCCCAUGGGACAGGGGAGCAAAGCGGCAGUGACACAGACACUGACAGCGGGUAUGGGGGAGAACACGACAAGCGUGAUCCCAAAACCCAGUGGUCAGAAAGACAUGCAAGGGAGGGGGAGCUCAAGCAUUCCCUGUCUGAGCACACUGCCGGCGCCAUCAAGCAGGAGGGUGAUGAGCCUCGAGCCAAGAAGUCAAGGUCUGACUCCUCAGAGGAUGAGAUUCUCUCCACUCACGGGGCAGGAGGCUCUGGCAGCUACAUCAGCUUCUCAUCCAACCAGCCCCCGUUUUGCCUCCCCUUCUACCUCAUACCCCCCGCCGCUGCAGCGGCCGCAGCGUAUCUGCCCAUGCUGGAGAAAUGCUGGUACCCCGGGGGCAUGCCAGUUAUGUACCCAGGCAUGAGUGGCUCUGCAGUGAGCUUGCCCUCAGAGACUCUUCCCUCAUCCCUGGUGAUGUCUCCAAGAGCAGGGUCCCCGGUUCCCCAUCACACCGCCAUGGACUCCCCUGCUCUUCACAAAGCUUUAAAGCAGGUCCCCCCUUUGAACUUGGAAACCAAAGACUAAACAGACGUGUUUCUGUUGGAAGCUUGCCCUCCGAAUGUUGAACAGGGUUAGAUGGUUGACCCGCUGAAAAGACUUAAAACAAACAAACGCACUGGUCUCCCUACAAACCACAGCCAUUGUUUGUCCCAUCAGAACACUGACCCCAGCAAAGAACCCCAAACAGUCACCACCAUAUAUCAUCAGCUUCUAUCACUUUGAAAUGGGACUUUUGGGGGAAAACCUGCAGUGUCCAUGCAAAGGCUCAUAUAUUACCUUUUACAUGGUUGGGAAGAUGGUCAGUUUAAAGGCGAUGAGUCGUUUUUUUUUUUUUUUUAGCAUGGUCCGUGUUCUCCGUGCUCAUUGUUGAAUGUCAGAGGUAAACCCAGAAUGUAAGGCGCAGAUCCCCCCCAACCUCACCUCCCUCAAAAAAAUUAUUUGGACCUACUUUUUUGCACACACACCAGUCUGUAAUGAAUGUAAAGAUUGAACAAAAGCCCCUUGUAGAUGCUGCUCUAAUUGUUAUUACCUGCUGUAGAUCUGUGAACAGAGGAUCUACCUUCAGUGUUUGUCGCUCCUGUAACUGCAACGAAAACAUUGUUUAGACUAGAAUGUUACCAAAAAACAAAAAAAAAUGUUUGGCUCACAACAAGAGACAUUUACUUCUUUCACCCUUCAGUUACUUUGGAGCUAAAUGAACACAAGUGUUUGUGAUGUUCAAAGAAUUCAGGGCGUUGUCGUGCGAGGUGUGUCACUCAUGUCUGUUGAGGAGUGAAGUGGCCAUACGUGCUUUUAAGAUUUAAUUUGUGAGUCAUGACUAUUUGUGCAUCUAGAUGGAGAUCCUGUGAAGUAAUGUCUUGUAAUAAUUUUUGUUUAUACUACUCAUACAUCUCUAUUUUUGAUACGUGACCCGCUGAGUGUAUUUGCAUCGCUACCAGAGGAAGGUUGACAUAGUGUUUCGCUGUACGCCUGUAAAGGUGUACAGUAUAUCGCAUCGUGCUCAGCCCGAUUUGCAUCUUGCCCAAAAAUUCCCGGUCAAGUUAAGGCCUGAUCUUAGCUCAUGCUGUUGCCUUUACUCGUUUAACGCAGACACAACGACGGCAGGUGUUUAAAUGUAUUUGCUUUAAAUGUUGUGUCUGUGGCAAAGAGAGUGAAUGUAAACUUCAAACAAAAAUAAUAGUUUUGUAUAGACAGAGGUACUUGGGAUUUUUAUUUUGAAAUGUAACACAAGGUUGUUUGUUGUACAUAUUUUGUAUAUAAAGUAUUAUUGAUAUAUAUUAAAAUAUUAAUAAAGCUUUC